Messenger RNA from Entrophospora candida, 678 nucleotides. The record is from the annotation of a GenBank genome assembly. NCBI's taxonomy places the organism in Eukaryota, Fungi, Glomeromycota, Glomeromycetes, Entrophosporales, Entrophosporaceae.
AUGAAUUCAUGGGAAAUGUAUGGAAAAUGCAUAGAAAAAUGUACAGAAUGUAAUUUUUCAGGGAAUGAUAGUUUUCAAAAUGAUACUAUUGAACCAAUAAAUAGUAAUGAAGAAAGUGAUGAAGACCUACCAUCAUUAUUUGAGGAAAGUAAUGAAUCAAUAAAAUACAAUGAUAAAGAGAAUCAAAGUGAUGAUGAUGACAUGUUAAGAGAUGAUGUUAAUAUAAAUAAACAAAAAUUAAAUGGUGGAUCAAAUCAGGAUUCGAUUCUAAUAAAAAUAAGAGAUUUUGCUUUCCCAAUAGAAGAUCCAAGACAUUGGGGACAAAAUAUGAUCACAUCAUUAGAUGAUAAUGAUUAUAAGAAGGCUUGUGCACUAUAUGAUUUCCUGGCAGAGAAUACAUCAGAAUUGAGUUUUAAAGAAGGUGAUAUAUUAACAAUAAAUUACCAACAAUGUGUUGGGUGGUUAGUAGCCGAACUUGAUGGUAAGAUUGGUUUAAUACCCGAAAAUUAUGUUGCUAUAUCAUCAUCUGAUGGUGAUGAUGAAGAGCCAAUUAUCGAAUUAGAACAAUAUAAUACAAUACCACAUUCUAGUAUUUCGCAUAAUAUUUUACAGCUCAUUCAAAUUAUGAUGCAAAACUUGGAUAAAUGUUCACGCUAUGGUUGGAAUUGCCAAAAUUGA